Messenger RNA from Peronospora matthiolae, 954 nucleotides. The record is from the annotation of a GenBank genome assembly. NCBI's taxonomy places the organism in Eukaryota, Oomycota, Peronosporomycetes, Peronosporales, Peronosporaceae.
AUGUCAACUUCGACGAAGCCGCUUCAGGUGGAGUACAAGCAAACAGGAAAGCGCAAGAACCGACUCAAUGAUGAAGAUACAGCUUCUCCACGACCGCGUGCAGUGCGUCCACGACCUGGACUAGAAGAGUCAAGCGCGUCGGAAAACAACUCGUCACGCCAAGAAGAAGGCGAAGAAACGAAGGAUUCUGUUGAUUCAACACCGCCUGUGUUUUGGCGUGCGAGUGCAAAUGCCGUUGAAGCAGCAGUGGACUUAUCGGAGCCCUCAACCUUUGAAGCAGCAGUAAGCGGCCCUGACCAAGUGCACUGGCAAAAAGCUAUUCAUGCAGAGCUCGAGUCGAUGCGACUUCGCGGUGUGUUUCGUGCAGCCAAGCUGCCCAACGGACAACGCGUCAUUGGCACAAAAUGGGUGUUCAAGAUCAAGCGCAAGGCGGAUGGGUCAAUCGAGAAGUACAAGGCACGGCUUGUGGCCAAGGGUUUCCGCCAAAAGUAUGGCAUCGACUACACGGAUACAUUUUCGCCCGUGAUCAAGUAUGUGACGCUGCGAACGGUGAUCGCAAUUUCCAAGCAUUUUGGAUGGCCCAUCGACCAGCUUGGUGUGGUGACAGCUUUCCGGUAUGGCAUCAUGAAGGAGCAAGUGUUUUGUGUGAUUCCUGAAGGUGGUGAACUGGAUGAUGACUUUGACUGUCUCGAAUUGGUGAAGGCAAUUUACGGCCUGAAGCAAGCUUUGCGAACAGCGGCAAAUGUACAUUUGUUCUUGGGAUCGAGCUUUUUGGACGGUGAAGAUGGCAGUGUGACUCCGUGUCAGCGUCGUUAUGUCGAUGAUAUCCUCAAGCGCUUUGGAAUGGAGGAGUGCAAGGCUGUGGCGAGUCCUGUGGACGUCAGCUCUCGACUGAUGUCAAGCAACACUGCGAGCAAGAUCGAUGUUCCAUUCGUGAAGCGGUUGGUGCGUUGA